AUUUCGAGCCAUGCACACCUUGCUGGCGCUCGUCGCUUCGGCGCUGGCGUGCGCCGUAGCCCGCCCACCUGUAGCUACCAAUGCACCGCCCGAGGGACUUCCCGGACCGCAGCGGCAAAGAGUGCCCAUUCCGUCUCCGCCCGAAUUUCUAACGGCUUAUAUUCUUCCGAGAUUCCUCCUUCCACACGACAUCGGCUAUGACGACUCCCCGCGCAUCCCUCAACCACAUGAAGAAAGCCUUCUUGAUCGGGAAAUAAACAUCAUUAAUCAAAUGGAAAUGCAAGAAAUUGAGCCGAACCCAUACGAUUAUGAAUACCCGCGUUGGAUUCCUAACGAGACACCUCCAAACUACAUGAUUAAUAUGCUGAAGAAGCCAUCUGUUUCUCAUCGCUACCCUAAACAGAAACCUACCCAAGACUUAGGAAAUUAUCCCCUUCAAUUUAUUGAGGAUAAACCAAAGAAAGAAGACCAAGAGUCUGAUAGCGUUGAUGAAAAACAAGACCAACCCGCCUCACCUUUGAACGCUAGUGGUCUCAAAAAAUCUUUCGCUUUGACACCUUUUGAUUCUGGAUAUUACAAAAAGACAACUGAUUUAAAGACAAUUUCACCUCAACCUGCGGUCGAGCAACGCAAGGAACUAGACUCUGUCGUUGAACCUCGUCAAAUACGGCAAAAUCCUAACUUGAGUAAAAAUAAAGCGCUCGUUGCUGGCAACCUGGAGAGGCUUCGCACUGGAUUGGCUAAUAAGGACUACCGUUUACCUGUCUCCUUACUGCCCAACACUCUACGCUGGUUGAAAAUAAACCGACAGAAUCUAAAUGUCGUUAAUGAGAGUACCCAUGAAUAUGUGGAGAGCACUGACAAACCGCAUCACAUUCACGUUCUGGAGACUCCGACUACGGACCCAGCCAACUCUAUCUAUGGAAUAGCUCUCCUGGCUGCGGUCGGCGCUGCUCUGACAAUGGCGAUCAUCGGGUUUGCGGUUGGAUGGUAUACGUUAUCAAGGAAGGCAAAAGCAGCGGCUGAUGUGGAUUACCCCGCUUAUGGAGUAACAGGACCUACUGUUGACAGCUCUGGGGAUAGAAAGCUGGCCCAGUCUGCCCACAUGUACCACUACCAGCACCAGAAGCAACAGAUCAUUGCGAUGGAAAGGAACGGCAUGGAUCAUCGCAAUGGUUCUGUUUCUGACCCUGAAUCUGAAGAGGAAAACGAGGAGGGAGACUACACUGUCUAUGAAUGCCCCGGAUUUGCUACGACUGGUGACAUGGAAGUUAAGAACCCGCUGUUCAAGGAAGAGACGACCCCCGCUACUCCCGCUAAAUGCGAUACGGGAAAGCCGCAGCCCCGUGAAUAAUCGCGACCCCUUCGCCGCUCUGGCGAUGCCCAACGUAUCAGCGUUAACAUGCUGUCACCACUUUUCUUGAUCCGACACUUUGGGACACCGCAAUUUUUCAUUCACCUCAUGAGACGCCAUAACCUCCUCUAAAUAUGAAAAGUGGUUGAACAAUUACGUAAACAGUGGUUUACUUUAUCAUCUCGGAUUCGUCUUUACUCUACAACGCGACGACUAUAUCAUAAAUAAAAAUGUAUUAAUAUCAUGAAAAAUUGCAGCAUCGACUACUGUUCUAUAUAACGUAAUAAAUAAUACAUUCGACACAUUAUAUACAGCAGAUUUAGAACUAUGUCCCAUUAAAAGAACAUAAUCUAACCUAAGAUCAUCGUCAUUCGGCAAAAUAUUGAUAUAAAUUGGAACAUUUAAUUCCAUGAUGCAUCCAUAUACGCAUUUGUACGAUUACAUUGUCAUAACGAUCGCAUAAUAUCAUAAUUUCAUAGAACCUUCAUUUACAAAACACUUGAAGUGUUUUGACUUUUCUAACAAAAAAAAUGUUGCUAGAUUUUGUCGUUAUAUUGAACUAAAUUUUUAGAUAGAACGAUACAAAUUAAUCGAUUUAUUGACUAAAUUAAAUAAAUACGACAGGGAAUCCUAAUAUAAUUGAAAGGUAAUUUUUUUCAAGUAAUUAUUUUUGAUGUUAAAAAUCAACGGCCUAUUCGGAUACUGGGCAAAGGACAUGUGAUUCUCUCUAAUAUCGGUGACAAAUUAAAAAGCGACCUCUGUGCCACGUUUAAAUUGGAAAAAACAGGUGUACAUAGUUAUCUAUAUCAAAUUAUAUUAAAUUAUACUAUAAUCAUUAUCUUGAAUUAUAAACGUCA
Molecule: messenger RNA, 2211 nt
Organism: Vanessa atalanta (red admiral)
Lineage: Eukaryota; Metazoa; Arthropoda; Insecta; Lepidoptera; Nymphalidae
Product: protein cab-1
Exons: 9
Coding region: 11-1354 (447 amino acids)
Cellular component (GO): membrane
Source: RefSeq, a predicted model, not a curated record